Vicia villosa (hairy vetch) is the source of this 1740-nucleotide messenger RNA. Its product is annotated as F-box/FBD/LRR-repeat protein At1g13570-like. The record is from RefSeq and is a predicted model, not a curated record. The transcript has 3 exons. Gene Ontology annotation, molecular function: protein binding. Bases 1 to 1740 code for a protein of 579 amino acids. NCBI's taxonomy places the organism in Eukaryota, Viridiplantae, Streptophyta, Magnoliopsida, Fabales, Fabaceae.
AUGAAUAGGUGCAAAAAUCUCAACGACGCUGAGUUACCUGAUUCUGUGUUAUCGUUAAUCUUUUCCAAGUUAACAUUGAAAGAUUUGGUGAAAACUAGCGCAUUGUCGAAACGUUGGCGUCAUGAAUUGGGAUUCAUGAUGAAGAAUAUUAAGGAUCUCAAUUUUGAUGCAUAUAACAUGUUUGAUUAUAAUCAGCUUCAAGAGUCACAAGAACAAGUUCAACUAAGGACUCAUUCUCAAUUUGCCACAGGAAUGGAACAGAUAAUGUUACACUAUCAAGAUACUAUGAUUAAUUCUGUUCGAGUAAAAUUUCCAUUGGGUGAUCAACAUAGUGAUUUCAUUGAUAGAUUGAUUUCCCAAGCAGUUGCUAACGGCGUCAAAAGUAUUGCAUUGUUGUUGUCGCAUGAAACAAAUGAUAUUAGUUUUAUUUUGGAAAUAGAGCCUUAUAGAUUUUCCUUUAGUCUUUUAUCUAACACUGAUUCUCUAAUGUAUCUGCAUCUAGAGAAUUGCUUCCUAGCAGCACCUAAGGGAUUUUCCGGAUUGAAGAAUUUGAGAACUCUUGUUUUGCAUCUCAUUGUUGUGGAGAAGAAAUUGCUUCAGGGUUUGCUUUUCAAUUGCGUUCGUCUCGAAGACUUCACCCUUGAUGACUGUGACUUCAAUUCUAGGUUGAAAAUCAUUAGUCCAACAUUAAUUCAUUUGAAAAUUGUUAACUGUCGUGGUCACUUUGAAGGGAUGAUAGAUAUCAUUGCGUCGAAUCUCUCGUCCCUGGAAUAUUCUUGUAAUGGUUAUCGAGUACACCAAAUCAACCUUCAGACUCAAAUGUUAUCGCAGUUUAGCUAUAGAUGUUGGAAAAUUGUUGGAUUUAUUCCGUUAGAUAGAUUGAAAAAAGUGACAACAAUUGUGUUGGAUGGACUUGAGGAAUGUCUCCAGUCUUUUGUCAUUCCGUAUUUGUUUAAAGAAUGUCUCCAACUUGAGGACGUCACCUUUAAGAACUGCUCUAUUACAAAUUCAAUAGAAAUUACCAGUUCAAAGUUGCGUCAUUUGAAGAUAAUUCAUUGUUGUUUUGGGAAUUUUGCUCCUAAUAAGAUAUCCAUUGACGCAUUGAAUCUCUCAUCGUUUGAAUUCGUUGGUCACUCAGGGAGUAGAUUUUCAAUUGUGGCCCCAAUGUUAUCUAAGGUUUUUUGGAGUGCAGCUAUCAGAGAUAAUAGUCAAAAUGAAUUUGGUCCUAUCCCAAAAUUACAUCAGAUUGAAAAUCUAGCUAUACUCAUAAACUAUUCCCAGGCAGCAAAAUUAUCGAAGGUUGUGGGUCAACUUCAAAAUCUUAGACAAUUGAAGCUAUUUAUCAACAAACCAUACGAUUCUAAUAUGGAAUACUUUUUUAUUUCUGACAUUUUAAUGGCUGCUCAACAUCUCCAAAAGUUUUCUGUAACGGUUAGAAGAUCACUGAUAUUUGAUAGAAAUCCAUAUCAAAGAAGUAGAUAUGCAAAAAAAAUUCCCAACGAAUUGAAAUUUGUCGAAUUACAUGGUUGCGUAUGUACAAGAAAUGCAGUUGAGUUUGCUAGACAUUUGUUGAGGAAAGUGAAUUCACUUAAGAAAAUCACUUUCAGCUCCGAUGACAAAUACUAUUUAGGUGCUGGAAGUUGGACUAAGGGCAUAAAUAAUGGUUGGUUUGAUCGUAACUUUAUCCAUGAGAAUCUUAAAGAUGAAGUAAAAGGAAAAUGUCAACUUAUAAUUUUGUAG